UAACUUUUUGUUUCAUAUAAAUGAACCUGGACCACAGAAAGAAUUGGACAUGUUCAGCUCCUCCGGUCCUGCAGGGGGCGCUACGUCUCUCUGCUUCCUCUCAAUGACCCGGACAGAUCAACACGAGCUGGACGGUUUUCCUUCCUGGAGCCCGGUGGACGGAGCUCUGCAUCGGGAUGUCUCUGUUUGUGUCCCCCCAGAGCUGCGGGCUCCGGCCCCUGACCGACUCGGUGUCGGAGCUGCUCUCCAAAGUCGGUGAGGAGAUCCUGGCUACGCUGGAGAAGCGCGCCGGGGAAGCCCGGUCGGUCAGAGGCUUGGGUCGUAUGGUGCUGCUCCUGCGGCCGCUUCUCACGGACGGGAUGGCUUCAGCUGCGGAGAUGAUUGUUCGGCUUCUGGAGCGGGAGGUGGAAGAGUACCGGCGGCAGCUGGAGCGGCAGAACCGGCUGCUGGAGGUCGCACUGAGUCCGGUGGUUCUGCUGAAGCGAACAGUCUCCAUCGGCUCCUCCGCCAAAGAGACGACCACAGAUGAUGAAAACCUCCCGCUGCAUUUGGACGCAGUAACUGCUGCCUCCUCAGACAUUUCUGCUGCUGAAAGUGACAAAGAAUGGAUUGAAAACUCCUCAGAUGAGAAAGAGACAAACACAGCAGAUAAAAGAGAUGAACCUGUAAGUAAUAAAUGUUUAAUCUGUGGGAAAACUUUCCGUCACAAAGGAAAUCUCAUCAGACAUGCGGAAACGCAUGCAGACUUUCCUGAAAAUCCCUGCGGAGUCUGUGGAAAACACCUGGAGGGUUCAGGAGAUUUAUCCGACCACCUCACCUCCCACAGGAAAACUGUUUGCAUGAGCAGGUUCUGUGAGAUCUGUGGGAAGAGAUUUCAGAACAUGGAAACUCACGUACGGAGCCACACUGGGGUAAAACCAUACAGCUGUGACUUCUGCAGCAAGAGCUUCCCACGGGCCAGCGCACUGAAGAGGCACAAGAAGAUCCACAACAGAGAGAAACUGAGCGCCUGUCAGAUCUGUGGAAAGACAUUUGCUGAGAACCAGAUGCUUUUAGAACAUCUGAAGACACAUGAAGAUCACCGCAAAGGGGAGGAUGAUACUUCAGAGAUGGCUAACCCGGAAGUAAAUGUAGAACCACCCCCUGAUGAUUCACUCUGCUGCAGAGUUUGUGGAGAUUCCUUUCACAGUCGAGGCUUUUUAAGAAAACACGCAGCGACACACAGCAGCGACUCCAGAUGUGUGUGUGGAGUGUGUGGGGAGCAGCUGGAUUCAUCAGACGUUCUGCAGACUCACUUGGAGUCUCACAGGGAGGGUGGUGGGACAUGCAGUGUCUGCGGGAAGAGUUUCCAGAACAUGGAGACGCACAUGCGAAUCCACACAGGGCUGAAGCCAUACCGAUGCCCCGUCUGUGGCAAACGCUUCCCCCGACCUGGAGCUCUGAGGCGACACAGGAAGACCCACAGCGCCAAGCGUCCACUAGGCAGAGAACAGGAAGUCCAGAAUACAAAAAGUCAAAAUGCAGAGACGUCAGUGAGUCUGUCAUACAGCUGCAAAGUCUGUGGGGAGAGUUUUCAGAGCAAAGGCAAUCUAAGAAAACAUGCCAAGCGCCAUGCUUCACAGUCUGUCUGUGGGGUGUGCGGUGAGGAUCUGUUGCCGUCUGAGACGCUGGCCGAUCACUUACAGGGCCACAAAGAGAAAGGGAAGAUCUGCCACAUCUGUGGCAAAACCUUUCAACACAUUGAGAUCCAUAUGCGGACCCACACAGGCAUCAAACCAUACUCCUGCAGCAUCUGCGGGAAGUGCUUUCCGCGACCCGGUGCUCUGAGGAGACACAAGAAGAGCCACAGUGGGGAGAGGCCGUACAUCUGCGAGUUUUGUGGGAAGACGUACACCGAGCGCACCUCUCUGACGAUGCACAUCAGGAGCCACAACACCAACCAAACUGUCAGUCGCGUCUCCUGCGAUACCUGCGGGAAGAGUCUCGCCUCUGCCCAAAUCCUGGAAGUUCACCGGAGGAUCCACACAGGCGAAAAGCCAUUCCCCUGCCACAUCUGUGGGAAAGCCUUCAGACAGAUGGGAGGGCUUAACGUCCACAUGCUAACGCACACGGGAGAGAAACCAUUCAGGUGUACUCUCUGUGGCAAAAGCUUCUCCACCAAAGGAUACCUGGAAACCCACAUCCGCUUCCACAGGAAGGAGCUGGCCUUCGGGUGCCACCUGUGCUGUAAGGCCUUUGUCACCAAAACUGACCUGAAGAAGCAUCUGUUGAUCCACACUGGAGAGAAACCCUACAGCUGCCUGGUAUGCGGGAAAAGUUACCAGGAGAGACGCUCUCGAGACGUUCACAUGAAGGUGCACCAGGUGGUCCACAACAGCAGGGAGUCAACCAGAGGGCAGGAGGAACUCCAGACAGACUUCAUCCAGCUUUAGAGAGUCAGAUUAGUUCAAACUCAUAACUUACAAAUAAUAAUAAAACCUUAU
Molecule: messenger RNA, 2483 nt
Organism: Poecilia latipinna (sailfin molly)
Lineage: Eukaryota; Metazoa; Chordata; Actinopteri; Cyprinodontiformes; Poeciliidae
Product: oocyte zinc finger protein XlCOF6-like
Exons: 2
Coding region: 177-2432 (751 amino acids)
Source: RefSeq, a predicted model, not a curated record